This is a messenger RNA of Magnolia sinica, 2933 nucleotides long. Its product is annotated as pentatricopeptide repeat-containing protein At3g49170, chloroplastic-like. The record is from RefSeq and is a predicted model, not a curated record. Gene Ontology annotation, molecular function: zinc ion binding; RNA binding; protein binding. Gene Ontology annotation, biological process: RNA modification. Lineage: Eukaryota; Viridiplantae; Streptophyta; Magnoliopsida; Magnoliales; Magnoliaceae. The transcript has a single exon. Bases 310 to 2727 code for a protein of 805 amino acids.
CGCCUUUUAAAUAUUCAAAUCACUGCAUAUUGCCCAUGCUGUCCGAUCUGUGCUAGAUUUCUCUCAUUCUGUGUCCACCAAUUCCAAUGGCUAGGAUAUAGGAUCAUUCGACUGAUGAAACUUUUGACAUACACAGAAUCCUAAAUAAGGUCCAAACAGAUGAAAGGUUUGGAUCCUCUACACGUGUGCCGAGUACAUAGAUAUCAAAUGCUUGACAACCAACUUCGGUAGUGUGGCUCUCUCUCUCUCUCUCUCUCUCUCUCUCUCUCUCUCUCUCUCCAAUUUCAAAUCUUUCCCAAACAAAAUUCAAUGUCCAUUUCAAUACCUCUGCUCAUUCUCACUCUCCCUAAAACACAGACCAAACAAACAAACAACACCCCAUAUAUCCCUUCAAAAAGCUCCAAGAAAACCACUCAAAUUCCAAUCCACCAUUACCAAAGCUUCCAAGCCCAGAAUCUCCAUGCCCAUCUCAUCAAAUCUGGCCUUGUCUCUAACCUCUACAAAUCCAACACUCUCAUUCAUUGCUAUUCUAAAUCUGGAGAUAUUUUAUAUGCACACCAACUGUUCGAUGAAAUGUCUCAGAGAAACCUCGUGUCUUGGACCUCGUUAAUUUCCGGUUACGCUCAACUGGGGUGGUCUAAUGAUGCCGUUGAAAUCUUUAUUCGGAUGCUGAAUUCGGGAUUUUCUCCCAACGAGUUUGCAUAUGGUAGCGUCCUUCGGUCAUGUGCAGAGUCUGGCUAUGCGAGAUUUGGGACGCAGCUGCAUGGGUUGAUCGUGAAGACGGGUUUCAUCCAAAACGUGUUCGUGGAUAGCAGUUUGAUCACAAUGUAUGUGAAGAAUGGGGAUUUCGAUAUUGCGGUUGGUGUGUUGAGGAGAAUGCAAGAGAGAGAUGCAUUUUCAUGGACUUCCAUGGUUGUUGGUUAUUCCAAUGGUGGUUGUGCUUUUGAAGCACUCGAACUCUUUGGUCAGAUGCUGGAAGAGGAUGUUAGGCCUAGCGAAUACACUCUUACUAGUGUUCUAAAAGCAUGUGCAUAUUUGGAGUCUCUGAAGGUGGGGCAUCAAAUUCAUGGAUACGCUGUAAAAAGGGGCUUCGAAGAGGAUGUUUCAGUAAGAAUUUCACUCGUUGGUUUAUAUACCAAGCUCAGGGACCUAUCUAGUGCCCUAUCAAUCUAUGAUCGAUCUUCUCCUAAAGAUGUGGUUUUGUGUACGGCAAUGAUUGGUGGGUAUGCUCAAAAUGGCAGCACCGAUGGAGCCAUUCAGAUCUUCUCUCAAAUGCAUGAAGAAUUCGAGCUUGUUCCCAAUGAAUUCACAUUCGCUAAUGUGAUAUCCGCUUGUGCGGACAAUGGCAAUUGUGGUAGCGGAACCUGUUUUCAUGCUCUUGCAAUCAAAACAGGUCAUGCAUCUGCUGUCCAUGUUGAGGGUGCACUCAUUGACAUGUAUGCUAAGACUGGGAAGAUGGAAGAUGCUUGCAAAGUCUUUGAAAGCAUGGAAGGGAAGGAUGCAAUAUCAUGCUCAUCAAUACUCGCAGGCUUCUCUUAUAAUGGACAUGAUCAAGAGGCGCUUGAGUUCUACUCGACACUUCAUAGAACGUCUGUGAAGCCCGAUCCUUUUGCAUUAGCUAGUGCGACUAUUUCAUGUGCCAAGCUGGCUGAUCAGCUACAAGGAAGGCAAAUCCAUGCUCAGAUCAUCAAACAUGGGCACGAAUCUGAUACAUGUAUAGCCAGUUCUCUGGUAGACAUGUAUGCGAAGAGUGGAAGUAUUGAGGAUGCCCAACGGGUGUUUGAUGAGCUUUUUGAUCGAGACAGGAUAGCUUGGACUGCAAUGAUUGACGGGUAUGCACAGCAUGGGGAGGGAAUUAGAGCCUUGGAAUUGUUUGAGAGGAUGAAAGAAGAGGGUGUUCGUCCAAAUGGUGUGACCUUUGUGAGCAUCCUCCAUGCAUGUAGUCAUGCAGGUCUAGUUGAAGACGGCCUCCGCUAUUUCAAUUCCAUGUCCUCUGAGUACAAGAUCAAGCCAGUUAUCCAUCACUAUGCUUGUAUGGUUGAUCUCUUGGGCCGUGCAGGCCGCUUAGAGGAGGCGUUGGAGUUCAUAACAAGAAUGCCAAUGCAACCUACUCCCUUGAUAUGGAGGGCAUUGCUGGGUGCAUGUAGAACCCAUAAAAAUCUUGGAAUGGGUAUCUAUGCAUCCAACCGCCUUCUUGAAUUGGAACCAGAAGACGAUGCGACUUACGUGCUCCUCGCCAACAUGUACACGGAAUUGGGUCGAUGGGGUGAAGCAUCGAGAGUGAGGAAUUUGAUGAAAGAGAGUGGACUGCGAAAAGUCCCUGGCCUAAGCUGGAUUGAAGUAGGGAAGAGUUUCCAUGUUUUCGGUGCCAGAGAUACAAUCCAUCCUCAGAAAGAGCUCAUAUACAAAGCUUUAGAUGAUUUGAAUGGUGAGAUGAAGGAGGCUGGAUAUGUACCGGAGACUGGAUUUUCAUUAAAAGAUGGGGAUGGAGAUGAGAAGGAGAAGUCGAUCUUUUACCAUAGUGAGAAACUAGCUGUGUGUUUUGGCCUGAUAUCUACUCCACCUGCAACUCCUAUUCGGAUAUUUAAGAACCUCAGAGUAUGUGGUGAUUGCCACAAUGCCAUGAAAAUCAUUUCCCUGAUCCGCAACAGGACAGUUACAGUGAGAGAUGUUAGUAGAUUCCAUCAUUUUAGUGGAGGGAGAUGUUCUUGCGGAGAUUAUUGGUGAUUGUGAAAGGAAAAUUAUUCCGUUACCAAUAUAAUUAUAUCAAAUCCACCGACGACAGCUCAUGAUAAAAAACUUUAAUUGUAUCCACUCUCUUAUGUCUACUAUACAAGUACCACAAAUAGCCAUGGAUAUUUUUGCCCAUGCAAUUAGUUAUGGAGAGUUGCGAAAUUUGAAUUUUUAAAGGAUAUUGGAAGGAAUUUUCGACA